CUCUCUCUCAAAAAUAAAUAAAUGUUAAAAAAAAAUUAAAGAAAAAUUAGCCAUCUACAAAUGAUUAUUAAAGCAAUGUGCAUAAAUGAGUGAAGAGGCUUGGAUGGAGCCUUGAAUGCUUAACCAGGUUAGGGGAAGAUGAAUCUGCACAGAAGAUCCAGGAGGACUGUCCAGAGAGGGAGGAAAACCAGAAGAAAAGAUGCUGGAACCACAGAAUGGCUUGAUUGACCUACCAGAUUAUGAGCAUGUGGAAGAUGAAACUUUUCCUCCUUUCCCACCUCCAGCGUCUCCACAGAGAGAAGAUGGUGAGGGAGCUGAACCUGAUGAAGAGUUAGAGAGAGGAGCACCUGUUCCUGUACCUCCAAAGAGAACAGUUAAACGGAAUAUACCCAGGCUGGAUGCUCAGAGAUUAAUUUCAGAGAGAGGGCUUCCGGCAUUACGGCAUGUGUUUGAUAAGGCAAAAUUCAAAGGUAAAGGCUAUGAGGCUGAAGACUUGAAAACGCUAAUCAGACACAUGGAGCAUUGGGCACAUAGGCUAUUCCCUAAACUGCAAUUUGAGGAUUUUAUUGACAGAGUUGAAUACCUGGGAAGUAAAAAGGAAGUUCAGACUUGUUUAAAACGAAUUCGACUUGACCUCCCUAUUUUACAUGAAGAUUUUAUUAAUAAUGAUGAAGUAAGAGAAAAUAAUGUACAUGAUGUAACUGCUACCGAAUCAGAUCCCUUUUUGACAAGCUCAUUGGAAAGUGAGAAGUUUGCUUCUGAGUCGAGUAGAAGCCUAACAGAAGAAGAACAACAGAGAAUUGAGAGAAAUAAACAACUGGCCUUGGAAAGAAGGCAGGCAAAGCUACUGAGUAAUAGUCAGUCCCUCGGAAAUGACUCAUUAGCGAGCAUACCCGGGACAGAGACCAUCGAAGAGGUUAAUACAGGGGAAGAUCAAGAGGAGGAGUCAUCAAACAGAUUUGACAAAGACAUUCUCGACAGUCCACACAAUGAUGCUGCUGCCAAUGCUGUAAAUGAAGAGGAGGAAUUAAAAAUAGAGAAAACACAACUGGACCAAUCCUUUUAAAAUGUAUAGUGGUAACUUUAUGCUUUAUCUGGGAAUGUCACUGAGGUUGGACAGGCCUCAACUAAGAGAAAAGCUGUUAACUUGCUAUCCUCUAAGUUUUAGAUUACUAUGUAUUUUGUCUACUUGGUGUGAAAAUCCUCAUGUAGUAAGACUUUCACAGAUUCCUGUUUAAAAUCUGGUAUUAUAAUUAUACUCGUUUCUUAUUUGAGUUGAUUUAUUCCCUUUAGUGUUUAUAUAGAUAUGACAUGAAAACGAGUAGGAGUUAAUAAGCACCUUCUGCUGCUAGUGUGCCAUUGAAUGUUUCCUUUUCACACAAUUGGCUGUUUUUAAGAUGUAAAUAUAUAAUGAAUAUUAAUGUCUUUUUAAAAAAGAAAUAGAAAUCUCACAAAUUGUCUCUAAA
This is a messenger RNA of Neofelis nebulosa (Clouded leopard), 1466 nucleotides long. It is a transcript of the gene TIPIN, whose product is annotated as TIMELESS interacting protein. Gene Ontology annotation, biological process: replication fork arrest; DNA replication checkpoint signaling; DNA damage response. The record is from RefSeq and is a predicted model, not a curated record. NCBI's taxonomy places the organism in Eukaryota, Metazoa, Chordata, Mammalia, Carnivora, Felidae. Gene Ontology annotation, cellular component: nucleus; replication fork protection complex. Gene Ontology annotation, molecular function: DNA binding. The transcript has 8 exons. The coding region runs from base 200 to 1066 and encodes 288 amino acids.